AAAUCCCUUCAUUUGACAAACUUCACCUCUGAAGAUGCAGGCCUUAGCCGUGCCCCUGCAGGGCCUCAUCACUACGGUCAAGGACAACGCCAACGCCAUGGUUUUUAGCGUGCUUAUUUUUUCCUAUCAAGCUCUCGAGAAUGAGUUUCCAUGCUCUUGUAAACCAGAGCCUGGUUACUGCAGUUUAUACAUGACUGCUCCGUGUCUUGUCGUGACCGUGUUGAUGCUGUCGACGGACGUGCAGUUUCAGAGAGCGUGGAGAUACACAUGUUCGAAGGGAUCGUGUCAUUUCAGUGGCGUGUUGUUCCGUCGCCUGGUCAAGGCGUUGUGCGUGGGUCUGCUCUGGGUUGUGUCGGUGCUAAUCGAUGCCGAGUGGUUUGUUUGCUGUUGUAAUCCCAAUCCCAAGACGGUGGCAGAUUUACAAUGCAAAGCCAAGACUGACAUCACAAAUCCAUUUGUUGUGACCAUCAAUGACAUGAAACUGAAUUCAAUGAUGUAUGGCCUGGCUUUGCUCUUGGGUAUAAGUUUUGUUGGUGCCUUCUUGCUGUCGACCUGGACGAUCUGCGCCGAGGAAAGCUGCUGUCCGACAUGUUGCAAGAGAAACAUUCAAGUGCAUGAGCUGAUGUUGGAAGUUGGGGAAAAUGUAUCAGAAAUUAUGAAAAAAAAGCAAAAAGAGUGGUUGUCUGGUAAAGUGGACGAGCACAUCGAAAAGAAACAGUGGGUCAAAUGUUUUGAUGUUGUUGGAGACUUCAUUCAUGAAGACACACUGGGAGUCAAGGUUGUUUGGGUUGUUUUAUCAACCGCAGGACCGACCUGCGAAGCAGACACAGACAGAAGACCGACCCGUGGAUAAUCCAGGAGAACCAGCCAGUAGCAGCAGUUAGGUGCCUUGCUCAAGAGCAUCUUGGCAGUGACCAGGAAGUGAACUGGCACCUCUCCAGCUACCAGUCCACCACCAUACUUUGGUCUGUAUGGGGACUUGAACCAGCAACCCUCCGGUUCCCAACCCAACUCCCUCCCUGAAUGAGCUACUGCCACCCCACCAAAAAAAUGUCAUAAUCGUUUUGCUUGAUUUCCUAACUCUAAGAUGGAUAAGAAACUUUUUUUCCUGUCUUGUUAAGGCUUCAUGUCGACCAACUGUAAGUGAGAAAGCUAUAUGAGACAUACAGUAAUAUACAGUCAAAGAUAUUUUACAUUUUUGGAAUAAAAGCUUGUCAAACUCUCCAUGUCUGGUCCUGGAUGUGAGUCUUAUUUUCCAGUCGGUCCCGUAGUGAAGUUCUGUUUCAUUUAUUUGAUUAGGACAAUGCACAUUAAUU
This is a messenger RNA of Perca fluviatilis (European perch), 1316 nucleotides long. RefSeq lists its product as uncharacterized. The coding region runs from base 35 to 853 and encodes 272 amino acids. The record is from RefSeq and is a predicted model, not a curated record. NCBI's taxonomy places the organism in Eukaryota, Metazoa, Chordata, Actinopteri, Perciformes, Percidae. The transcript has 3 exons.